AUGGCACAGAAAAGCAGCAGUCUAAUGCAAGUGUACAUAUUACUCCUCACAACAAUUUUAUUUUUGUCACGAGAGAUAACAAGUAGUUCUGUUUUAACUGUGAAUGGUAAAACGGAAAACUAUGUUCUGGAUACUCAACGUGGCUUCCAAGCAUCUCUGGAGUGUGUUGUUCAAAACCACACAAGAGACGAAGAACUUCUCUGGUACAGAGAAGAUGGGAGAGUGGACUUGAAACCUGGAAACAAUAUCAACUCCAGUUCUGUCUGUGUCUCCUCCAUCAGUGAAAAUGACCAUGGAGUCAAUUUUACCUGCAAGCUGCAGAGGGAUCAGACGGUGUCUGUCUCAGUGGUACUGAAUGUUACUUUUCCUCCUCUCCUAAGUGGAAAUGACUUCCAAACAGUUGAAGAAGACAGCAAUGUGAACUUGGUUUGCAAUGUGAAAUCCAACCCCCAGGCUCAAAUGAUGUGGUACAAAAACAAUAACAUCCUGACUUUAGAGAAAAACCACCACCAAAUCCAACAGACAAGCGAGUCUCUUCAGCUGUCCAUCAGCAAAGUCAAGAAAUCUGACAAUGGAACCUACAGCUGUAUUGCAAAUUCACCUCUGAAAAUGGAGACCUUGGACUUUCACCUGAUUGUUAAAGAUAAAGCUGUGGUGGUACCAAUAGAACCCAUUAUUGCUGCAUGUGUUGUGAUCUUUCUGACACUGUGCUUUGGACUGCUUGCUAGACGACAAAGAAUAAUGAAGCUUUGCAUAAAAGAGAAAGACCCUCACACAGAAACAGCUUUAUGAGAACACUAAGAUGCCAUCGAAUAGAGGAAGAGUUGUGCAUCAGGAUCUCCUCAAUUUAUGUAGUCCCAUCUGUAUUUAUUGCUAUUAUUAAAUUCACUCCUGUCAAAUUGUCAGAGGUUAUGAUGAAGUGUUUCGUUAAUCACUUAACAGUAGUUGUUAUGACUAAUCUGAUAUACUUAUGGGACAAUUUUAUGGAGAGAGCUAUUCAGAAUGAAAAGUAAGAUUUCGUUAAGUUUUCUCCUU
This is a messenger RNA of Urocitellus parryii (Arctic ground squirrel), 1035 nucleotides long. It is a transcript of the gene Tmigd1, whose product is annotated as transmembrane and immunoglobulin domain containing 1. Gene Ontology annotation, cellular component: cell-cell junction; plasma membrane. Lineage: Eukaryota; Metazoa; Chordata; Mammalia; Rodentia; Sciuridae. Gene Ontology annotation, biological process: cell-cell adhesion. The record is from RefSeq and is a predicted model, not a curated record. Gene Ontology annotation, molecular function: cell adhesion molecule binding.